AUGUGUAAUCCUGAAAUGAAAAUCUAAUAAUAAAUUUCGAUAUUAUUUGAUGGUUUGCUGGAGGAAAAUAAGAAUUAUAGAUUCCAACAAGAUCGUCUGUCCACUAUCGCAUUCUUGAUUGAAAUUUUAAAUAAAUGUGAUUUGGAAGUUUUAAAAAUACAUAUAUCCUUUCAAUUUUCUCCAUAGAAUCAGUUAUUUAUCAAAGAUUCAAUUUGUACAUUUAAUAAUUCAAUCUAUUAUUUCUAUUCAAUUAAUUUUUCUGUUUUUAGAAAUCUUUUCGAAUUUCAAUCAAUUUCUUGUAUGAAUUAGACUAGACUAUAGAUCUUAAAAAAAAUCUUCCUUGCUUUGAUCUUCCAAAGGAUGUGUAAAAAGAAUAUAUGA
Paramecium octaurelia is the source of this 381-nucleotide messenger RNA. The record is from the annotation of a GenBank genome assembly. NCBI's taxonomy places the organism in Eukaryota, Ciliophora, Oligohymenophorea, Peniculida, Parameciidae.